AUACGUGUGUUCUUAUUGCUGUUGAAAAUGAUAUAGUUACAGAUUCCAUCCAGCCCAUGUCUGUCUGCAUCGAAUGAAUGGACUGUGAAACGGGUUCGUCGCGUAUCAAAGCAAAUGUCAAGAGUCAGGUGCGGUGCGAGUGGAAAAGUUUCGGCCUUUAACGCAAAUAGAAAUCGGAGUCCGGCGAUCCGAACGGAGAUCUAAAUCAAAAUCGUUCGCAUUUCCAUCUGGUUUCUGCUCUCCGCUUGCUAAUGUCAAGCUAAUUAUUAAUUAGAGACAAGCGCGUGUCCAUAAUGGUUUUGCUGAUUCAUGGAGAUACAGAUUGACGGGAUAGGAUACUAAUCAAUUUAGAUCUCAAUCGAGAUAUCCAGGGGCUCAAACCAAAUCCGUAUUGUAAUGCGAGGCAAUAUAGUAUAAAGCCCGUCAGCCCAUACAAAGUGCAAUUCUAUUCAAAUUUAAAUCAAACAAAGUUCCAAUAACCGAGCGUCAUCCAACAUGCAGUCGAUGAAAGCCAACGAACUGCCGGAGAAUCCGCGCGAGACCUCCAAUCCCCUCUCAACGCUGAUGUUCUGCUUUGCCAUGCCCGUUCUCUUCAAGGGCCGGAAAAAGACCCUGGAGCAAAAGGAUCUAUAUCGGGCCCUCCAGGAGCACAAGUCGGAUUCAUUGGGCGAUCGAUUGUGCGCUGCCUGGGAUGAGGAGGUGCUCAAAAAUGAUAAUCCCCGCCUGGGACGCGUUAUGACCAGAGUCUUUGGAUGGCAUUUGGUGGUCACUGGGGUGCUGCUGUUCCUCCAGGAAUUCCUCACCAAGGUCACUCAGCCCAUCUGUCUGGUUGGAAUAAUGGCCUACUUUGCCGGUGAUGAUAAAGAUCUCUUCAAGGCUCAGCUCUAUGCUGCCGGCCUGAUUGCUGCCUCCGUGUUUACAGUGUUCUUUGGGCAUCCCUAUAUGCUUGGCCUCCUGCAUCUGGGUAUGAAGAUGCGCAUUGCUCUGAGCAGUCUUAUCUAUCGGAAGUCGCUCCGUCUCAGUCGCACUGCCCUGGGGGACACGACGGUGGGGCAGGUGGUUAAUCUGCUGUCCAACGAUGUUGGACGCUUCGACAUGGUCCUUAUCAACGUACAUUACCUCUGGGUGGCUCCACUGGAGCUUAUAGUCGUCACAUAUCUCAUGUACAUUGAGAUUGGAGUAUCCUCGUUGUUUGGCGUGGCCGUGAUGCUCCUCUUUCUGCCCUUUCAAUCCUACCUAGGAAAGCGGACGAGCGUCCUCCGACUGAUGACUGCCCUACGGACGGACGAGCGUGUGCGGAUGAUGAACGAGAUUAUCUCGGGCAUUCAGGUGAUCAAAAUGUAUGCCUGGGAGAAGCCGUUCGGGAAGCUGGUGGAGCUCACGCGCUUCAAGGAGAUGCAAUGCAUCAAGCAGGUCAACUAUAUUCGCGGCAUUCUUAUCUCCUUCGCCAUGUUCCUGUCGCGCAUCUUCAUCUCCACCAGCCUCAUAGCCUACGUCCUCCUGGGUCAAGUCCUGACAGCCGAGAAGGCCUUCUUUGUCACCGCCUUCUACAACAUCUUGCGUCGAUCCGUGACGAUGUUCUUCCCGCAGGGAAUCUCGCAGUUUGCGGAGCUCCUCGUCUCCAUCCGCCGCCUGGAGACGUUCAUGCAUCAUUCGGAGACGCAAGUGCGCGACAAGUCAAUGAUUCAAAAGGAGGAGCCCGUGACAGCCGGUGACAGCCCGAAAAGCAAUGGCCUGGCGGAGAAACUGCUCGACUUUAACGGGUUCACUGCCAGGUGGGAGAGCCAGAGCGCAGAGCCCACGCUUGAAGACAUCAAUCUGCAGCUCGGACGCCGCAAGCUGGUGGCCGUGAUAGGACCAGUGGGCGCUGGUAAAUCCAGCUUGAUUCAGGCGGUGCUUGGAGAGCUUCCCGCUGAGAACGGCAGCCUAGGGGUGCACGGAAGCUACUCAUACGCCGCGCAGGAGCCGUGGCUCUUUACGGGCACUGUACGCCAGAACAUACUCUUCGGCUUGGAGUGGGACAAGCAUCGCUACCGCACUGUCGUCAAGAAGUGCGCCCUAGAGCGGGAUUUCGAGCUGCUGCCCUACGGUGACAAGACGAUUGUUGGCGAGAGAGGAGCUUCGCUCUCCGGCGGACAGAAGGCGCGUAUCAGCCUCGCCCGAGCAGUGUAUCGCAGGGCAGACAUCUAUCUGCUGGACGAUCCCCUCAGCGCAGUGGACACGCACGUGGGGCGCCACCUCUUCGAACAGUGCAUGCGCGGGUACCUGCGGAGCGAACUGGUGAUCCUCGUCACGCACCAGCUGCAUUUCCUGGAGCACGCGGACCUCAUUGUGAUCAUGGAGAAGGGACGCAUCAGCGCCAUGGGCACCUACUCUACGAUGAAGCGCAGCGGCCUGGACUUUGCCAAGCUCCUGACCAAUCCCAAUAAUGUGGACGAUGCCAUGGAUGAGCUGGAGGUGGCCAUGUGCGACCAGAUGGAUCGCCUCAGCGUGCCCUCGCUAAGCAGGCGUGGCAGCAGCAAGAUCAGUCGCCCCACCAGCCGCAACAAUAGCUUCACUUCGCUCAGCUCCAUGGCCGAGUCGAUGGCCCAGGAGGCGGCGCUGCAAAUGCAGGAGACGCGCGUAGAGGGCAAGAUCGGCACGGGGCUCUACAAGGAGUAUCUGUCGGCGGGCAGUAGCUGGUUUAUGCUCUCCUUCAUGCUGUUCCUCUGCCUGGCCACGCAGAUCCUUUGCUCUGCGGCGGACAUCUUCCUCUCCUAUUGGGUCGACAAAAACAGUAACAAGGCAGAGAUGAGCUCGGAUCCGGCGGACAUGUACUACUUUGCCGCCUUGAAUGUGGCCGUCGUGGUCUUCACCCUCGUGCGGACGAUACUCUUCUACAAGAUGGCGAUGCGCAGCUCCACAACCCUCCACAAUGCCAUGUACCGCGGCAUCACGCGGGCGGCCAUGUACUUCUUCAAUACGAAUCCCUCCGGCCGCAUCCUCAAUCGCUUCUCCAAAGAUCUGGGGCAGCUGGAUGAGCUGCUGCCCAGCGUAAUGCUGGAUGUAGUGCAGGUUUUUCUCACUCUCGCCGGCAUAAUCAUAGUCAUUUGCAUCACGAAUCCGUACUACCUAAUCCUCACGCUCAUUCUGGCGAUUGUGUUCUACUACAUACGCGAGUUCUACCUGAAGACAUCACGCGAUGUGAAGCGGCUCGAGGCGGUGGCCAGGUCCCCGAUAUAUUCCCACCUGGGGGCCACCAUCAGUGGACUGCCCACCAUCCGGGCGUUAGGGGCGCAAAAGGCGCUCAUCGCUGAGUUCGACAAUCUGCAGGAUCUGCAUAGCUCCGGGUACUACGCUUUCCUGGCCACGAAUCGGGCCUUUGGCUACUACCUCGACCUAUUUUGCACCCUCUACAUCGUUAUCAUAAUUCUGAAUUACUUCGUCAAUCCCCCAGAGAGCUCUGGCGAGGUCGGUCUGGCCAUUACCCAAGCGAUGGGCAUGACAGGCAUGGUGCAGUGGGGCAUGCGCCAGUCCGCGGAGCUGGAAAACACAAUGACCGCGGUGGAGCGGGUGGUGGAGUACGACGAGAUCGAGCCGGAGGGUGACUUUGAGUCGAAACCGGACAAGAAGCCGCCAAAAGAUUGGCCAGAGGAGGGCAGGAUCAUUUUCGAUGAUCUCUCGCUGAAGUACUUCCCCGACAAGCCCGCCAAAUAUGUUCUGCGAUCCCUGAACAUUGCCAUUCAGGCCUGCGAGAAGGUCGGCAUUGUGGGACGCACUGGCGCGGGCAAAUCCUCGCUGAUCAAUGCCCUGUUCCGACUCUCCUACAACGAGGGAUCCAUUGUGAUUGACAGGCGCGACACCAACGAUCUGGGGCUGCACGAUCUGCGCAGCAAGAUCUCCAUUAUUCCUCAGGAGCCGGUGCUCUUCUCUGGAUCUAUGCGCUACAACCUGGAUCCCUUUGAGGAGUACAGCGAUGCCAAGCUGUGGGAGUCCCUGGAGGAAGUGAAGCUCAAAGAGGUCGUCGCCGAGCUGCCAAGUGGCCUGUCGAGCAAGAUUUCCGAGGGCGGCUCCAACUUCAGUGUGGGCCAGCGGCAGCUGGUCUGCCUGGCGCGUGCCAUUCUACGCGAGAACCGCAUCCUAGUGAUGGAUGAGGCCACGGCCAAUGUGGAUCCGCAGACAGAUGCCCUCAUCCAGGCCACCAUUCGCAACAAGUUCAAGAAUUGCACAGUGCUGACGAUUGCCCAUCGUCUGAACACAAUCAUGGACUCGGAUCGGGUCCUAGUGAUGGAUUCUGGACAGGUGGUGGAGUUUGGGUCUCCAUAUGAGCUCUUGACCGGCAGCGCCUCAAAGAUUUUCCAUGGCAUGGUCCUGGAAGGUGGCCAGAGCAGCUUCGAUGGCCUCUUAAAGGUCGCUGAAAAGGCCCAUCUGCAGUCACAGAAACCUAAGUCGGAAUAGACCCUCGAUUAGCUUUAAGCAUACAAUAAGUUUUAGUUACUAGGCGUGCGUUUCCAUUAGGGGGCCUCAGUGUCAGGGCCAACGCAGACUGUUGGCCAGUCCAGUCGUUCAUUGUCGACUGAAGGUAUCUAUACCAAAGAUUAAGGACAAGAUGUGGGCAUAGUAGGACGCACAAGAACGGACAAAUCCUUGCUAAUCAAUGCUUCGUUCCGGCUGUCCUACAACGACGGCACCAUCCCACAUUAAUCGCCGCUACACUGCCGACGGACAUCGGGCUCUGCACGAUCUGCCGCAGCUGCAUUUAACUUAGUUGCUACUCUACUUAAAGUAUUAUCUUACUUUGGACAGGAUAACACAUUCUCACUGCACUGCAUACGAGUAUAAACUACCAAAAAUACGUACAUAUAUGAAGUGUCUCACACAAGAGUCGCACACAUUUAAUUUAGUUCAAGGUUCAAGUGAUUGAGUUGCAGUAUUAAACAUUGGUUUGGGGAUCGCUCUGAGACGAA
Messenger RNA from Drosophila obscura, 4946 nucleotides. RefSeq names its product probable multidrug resistance-associated protein lethal(2)03659 (gene Mrp4). The record is from RefSeq and is a predicted model, not a curated record. Gene Ontology annotation, biological process: transmembrane transport. Bases 496 to 4437 code for a protein of 1313 amino acids. Gene Ontology annotation, molecular function: ATP hydrolysis activity; ATP binding; ABC-type transporter activity. Lineage: Eukaryota; Metazoa; Arthropoda; Insecta; Diptera; Drosophilidae. The transcript has 8 exons. Gene Ontology annotation, cellular component: membrane.